AUGUCACGCUUUGCGGCUCCACUUGAAGGCCCGCGCGGUCCAACGCGCCCCAUAACCUUAAGUUUCGAAACGGACGAUAUCUUAUCCGAACCGACGACGCCCCACCAGAGCACGCGCAGCUAUGGCAAAAAUCAUGCAACCACUCAUUGGCUAGACGCGGCGUCUUGGAGGUCAUUGAUGGUAACGGUUGCCGACUUCCCCUCAUUCUCGAUUGCGUCCGACCUGCCCAAGACGAUAUUACCUUGGGACUUUGCCCGAUUCUUUACGCUCUCUUCUGUUUUAAAUCAACAAUUUUUCGAAAUGGGCUGGCUCUGGGCUUCACCAUCUCCCCCCAAGACUCCCGCCCCGGGACAAGCCUCACAGGCUCCCGCGCCGACCCCGCCAUCCUCGACUAAGACGACUGACUCCGAGAUCGAUCCCGAGAUUGCAAAGUUCCUCGCCCUUUUCCAGAACGAAUCGGGCAGUCAGCCAGAAGAAAAGGCGUCAGCGCCAGCACAAUCAUCCUCCCCACCGUCCAAGCCAUCAUCGUCUUCAUCAUGGUUCUCCCUCAAAUCUUCACCCGAUUCCCCCUCUCAAACCAGCAACCGUGCAAUCACGCCACCCUCCGACAAUCCCGUGGCUGAGUCCACCCUUCCCACAGAGAUGUCUUGCCGCCAGGCAUUUGACAUGGCCUUUCACUGCCAGUCUGUCGGCGGCCAGUGGAACAGCAUUUACCGAUACGGCACGAUGCGCUCUUGCAGCGAACACUGGGAGGACUUUUGGUUCUGCAUGAGGAUCAAGAGUUACUCGGGGAAGAUGAAGGAGGAUGCCAUAAGAGACCAUUAUCGUCAGAAGGAGUUUGAAAAGUACGGAAAUGGCAAGCCAAGUAGUGAGGACGUCUGGCAGGCAAGGACCACCAAGGUCCCACCGGGCAUGGCAUUUACGGAGAGUUUGGAGGAACCCACAAUUAAUGACGAGGAGUGGCAGAGGAUGGAGAUUGAGAGGCGGAAGCAGAUUAGGCAGGGGCUCGGCAUCGAACCAGCAGCAUGA
This is a messenger RNA of Colletotrichum lupini, 1029 nucleotides long. RefSeq lists its product as uncharacterized. The transcript has a single exon. The coding region runs from base 1 to 1029 and encodes 342 amino acids. Lineage: Eukaryota; Fungi; Ascomycota; Sordariomycetes; Glomerellales; Glomerellaceae. The record is from RefSeq and is a predicted model, not a curated record.